Messenger RNA from Trifolium pratense (red clover), 1162 nucleotides. RefSeq names its product glycine-rich RNA-binding protein 2, mitochondrial-like. The transcript is spliced from 5 exons. The record is from RefSeq and is a predicted model, not a curated record. Bases 121 to 852 code for a protein of 243 amino acids. Lineage: Eukaryota; Viridiplantae; Streptophyta; Magnoliopsida; Fabales; Fabaceae. Gene Ontology annotation, molecular function: RNA binding.
CAUAAACCCAUUCCCUUAACCAGAAAAAAUAAUAAAUAUAAAUACUCUCUGUAUAUCUUGUUUUGCUUAGGGUUUUAGACACACACAAGCUCAAGAAAACGCAGGUUACUAGUUACAACCAUGGCUUUCUUUGGUAAACUUGGGAACAUUCUAAGACAAACUGCUAACAGGAACAUUGUUUCCGAAUUGCGUUCGUCCCCAUCUGCUUUCCAGGCUAUAAGAUGCAUGUGUUCUGCUCCAUCUACAAAGCUGUUUGUUGGGGGUAUUUCGUUUUCAACCGAUGAACAAGGUUUGAGGGAUGCUUUUUCGAAAUAUGGUCAAGUUCUUGAUGCAAGGAUCAUUAAUGAUCGUGAAACUGGUAGAUCGAGAGGAUUUGGCUUUAUCACAUACAGUUCAGUUGAGGAGGCAUCUAGUGCCAUUCAGGCCUUGGAUAGUCAGGAGCUUCAUGGUCGUCGGGUCAGAGUAAAUUAUGCUAAUGAAAGGCCCCCCCGUGCAUAUGGCGGCGGCGGUGGUUCUUAUGGCAAUGCAUCAUAUGGUGGUGGAGGUGGGUAUGGAGGCCCUCAAUAUGGUGGUGGCUAUGGUGGAAAUGUAGAUGGAGGUUAUCGGGAUGGUGGAUAUGGCAGAGACAACUAUGGGCCAGGUGGUAAUUAUGGAGGUAAUGAUGCUGCCAAUACCUAUUCUGCUCCUAACAGUUUUGAAACUAACAAUACUGGUGGGGGGUUGGAAUAUGGCAGCAGUGGCCAAUUUGAUAUCAACAAUGUAAAAGAGGAUUUAGGAGGUGUUGGGGACUCGAUCGAAGGAAAUUAUAGGGAUGACGGUGAUGACAAUGAUGAUUUUGCCAAAAGGGCCUGAUGGAAGUUUAGUUUGUAGUUUUGCUACUGUCCCUGUACUUCAGCUGAAUGCCGAUUUCAGGCAUGAUAUUUUGACAAGCAAAACAUGGCGAAGAAUUUAAUCAUCUUUAUCAUCAGUUUUCCCUUAUCUCCUUAAGAGCGAGUCAUCUCAUUUUUAUUGCUUAUUUUGAAGUGAUUUAUCAUUUGACUAAAUUCAGAUACUUUAAACAGCAUGUAUAAAUCAAUGAAUUGUUGCAACAAUGAUCUUACUGUGUGGAAGUUUUACAUGAGUCCUUUAUUUUUAAGUGAUAAUUACUAGUUUCUGCACGAAA